AUGUCUGUUCGUGAUAUGGAUGAUGUUGAUGUAUCAACAAAAAUACCUGAUAAAACCUUUAAUAAAAAGACAAAAGUCGGUGAUACCCGUGGUGGUAGUAAUAUCAGAAGUUGGAUUUGGUUGUACUUUGAUCCAGUGUAUAUCGAUAAUGUAAGACAUGCUGUUUGUAAAGUUGAACUUGUAAAAGGAAAAAAAUGCGGUAUAAAAUAUAAAGUUAACACAUCAACGAGUAACUGCUCUACUCACUUAACAAACGUUCAUGGGAUUACCGAAGAUCAAGCUAAAGAUAAAAAUGUUACAGAGUUGGUUAAUUUGCCUCAUGAUGAGUCACGUCAGCUUCAAUUGUAUCAAUACCUUGUGAACUGGAUAAUAACUGAUUCACAACCUCUUACUGUUCUUGAAAACCCAGCUUUUAAAAAAUUCAUAAGCGAGUUAGAUCCAAAGUUUAAAAUUCCAUGUAUCAAAUCCAUAAAGAAACUUGUACAUAUUUCUUAUAACCAUUCUUUAAAAUUAACCAUGGAAAAAGUAAAAAAUGACUCGACUUUUGUAUCUUUAACUUGUGAUCUUUGGACCGGGAAAAAUAAACAAGGUUUUCUAGGCAUAACAUGUUCUUACCUUGAUCAUGAGUUUCAAUUUCACGAAAUCACGCUUUCCAUCGAGCAUAUCCGUUAUCCUCAUACUGCUGAAAACAUCGGUGAUGCUAUUCUUUCGUUGUUGGAUGAGUGGGAAUUGC
This is a messenger RNA of Racocetra persica, 733 nucleotides long. Lineage: Eukaryota; Fungi; Glomeromycota; Glomeromycetes; Diversisporales; Gigasporaceae. The record is from the annotation of a GenBank genome assembly.